This is a messenger RNA of Aspergillus alliaceus, 1078 nucleotides long. RefSeq lists its product as uncharacterized. The record is from RefSeq and is a predicted model, not a curated record. The coding region runs from base 237 to 626 and encodes 129 amino acids. NCBI's taxonomy places the organism in Eukaryota, Fungi, Ascomycota, Eurotiomycetes, Eurotiales, Aspergillaceae. The transcript has a single exon.
GCAUCGUGCAUAUGCCUUGGUUUCUAUAUCGGACCUCCAACGGCGGAAUGCCAGAAAGUCCUUCCACGACAAGAUAUUCAAAGAUGAUACCUUCCCCAUCGUGCCAACAACCCACUCUGCUCCGAUUGCUCUGUUGGUCUCUAGAUUGCGGAGCCAACGCAUCCCUCCUUCAAUAGCCCCAACAAAGCAACCUGUCUCCGACUGAGGACAAGUGACGGGCUCAAACUUAAUCACGGAUGCGUUGGCAGGUGACAACCGGAAUGCCUCUUCUCAUGCCAGCUAGCACUUUUGGCAGUCUAUUACCCAUGCCAGCUGCCCCGUCGGUGACAGUAGCUGAAGGAGUCCUCAUGAUGACGACGUUUGGCAACCAUGUCCUCGCCUUCGCCCCUACCUUUAGCACCCUCCAGGAUGCCACUCCUGCACCGUCCAGAGCCAACUGUUAUGCGCUUGCACAGGCAGAUUUGACAUCCGAGGAUCUUACAUCCGUUACCAUGUAUCGCACUAACAGGAUCCUUCGAACAUUCCAUUUCGCUCCUUUGCCCCCUGAGGCAGAUGUCGCGUGCGGCAGCCGCAUUCCUUUCCCCUUCCAUUGCAGUUCUGCUGACAAAAGCACACUAUAUUGUUAGACCGUCUGCUUAUUGUGAUAGGCCCUUGGUGCCCCCCCACUCAAUACUCGGCACGUCUGCAUGAUUGUUUAUGGUGCGACAGCCACUUUGGUUGCGCCUGUUCGGGGCAAUCCUGAGUUAGCUCCAUUGCCACCCAACAUCAUCUAUCGACACUGAGUGGCUUCACAGUUCUAUGACUGUUCCUCAGUAAUGAAGACAUCGGGUGGACGUACCAUGAAGCCGCCACAAGCGUUGCACGUGGGGGCUGAGCGGGUACACCAUGUGCAUGGUUCUUAGCUUCGUGAAGGUUUCUUAUUUGAGGUCUCUGACGUUGCUUCAUGUUGUGGAUAUAUCAUUCCCUGUUUCUCUUCCUCUGAACCCCACGUAUAGCAUGGCGUCCGGAGUGUAGUGCCUGCGGGCCGGCAGAUUUCAAUUCCUCGUGAAUAGUCUGCGGCUGAACAACGUCAAACCCU